Asterias rubens (European starfish) is the source of this 4438-nucleotide messenger RNA. Its product is annotated as adenylate cyclase type 2-like. The transcript is spliced from 23 exons. Gene Ontology annotation, molecular function: adenylate cyclase activity. The record is from RefSeq and is a predicted model, not a curated record. Gene Ontology annotation, biological process: adenylate cyclase-activating G protein-coupled receptor signaling pathway; adenylate cyclase-inhibiting G protein-coupled receptor signaling pathway; cAMP biosynthetic process. Gene Ontology annotation, cellular component: plasma membrane. The coding region runs from base 267 to 3632 and encodes 1121 amino acids. Lineage: Eukaryota; Metazoa; Echinodermata; Asteroidea; Forcipulatida; Asteriidae.
AGUUGAUUUAUUUCAAUCUGAAAGCUAAGGGUUUAUAAAGGUUCAUACUAGCACUGAUCCUCCAGAGUAAUAUUUCCAUCUAAAACGCUGUGUGAGUCAAGGAAAUAAGCAAUUGAAGACACCUAACCAUCGUAGUAUGGCAGGAAUGCUCUGUCAGGGAGGAGAUUGAACCUCAAGUUGGAGGGGCCACCAACACCGUCCAAGAAACUCUCAAACCCUCAGACAUCUCAUGCUCUCUUGAUUUCAACAACUUAAACGCUUCCGUCAUGAGUCGCUCAAGGGGUACCAGCCUGAGGAGGCAGUUUUACCAGAUGGGGCAGGUUAGAGGGGAUAUCAUCAGCUUCGGCUCCCUGGAGGACUUCUUCAGAGAGAGGGGGAAUACCAUGAACCAUGCUGGCUGGUCGCUACAUCACCUGCAGCAGAAGUUCCAUGCCAUGGGCAUUGAGGAUUUAUAUGACAAAUACUGUGCCCAGAUGAGACAGUCGUUGGUUUGUGUCAUGUGCGUCUUAGGCAUUCUCUAUGGAAUCUCGCUCAUUGUGCUGUUUUUCCUCUACGAACAGGAAGCAGGAGAGGGUUGGCAUCGUGCAAUCACUCUAUUCUCCACAACCUUUGUAUUCAUCUGCCUGGCAAUAUGCUCCUACACAGACAUCAUCUUCCUGAAGUUCUCUCGGGUCAUCUCCGGGGUCAUCUGGGUCAACCUACUGCUGUUUAUCUAUCUCCUGGUGUCGUUCCAUGAAAUCUAUCAACCAACAAACGAGGUUGGGCUGGUGAUAUUAGUGGUGGUGGCCGUAUACACCACGUUGCCGUUACCGCGCCUCUACGCCGUCCUUGCAGGGAUUCUAACCUGUCUUCCGCAUAUCGUCGUUUUGUCUGUCGUUUCAAUGGCCCAGCAGAGUGAUACUAUAUAUCAGGUCCUAGCCAAUGUAGUUUUGUUUAUUGGUGUGAAUGUCGUCGGGGUGUAUCACAUGCAGUUACUAGACAUCUCACAGAGGAGGACAUUCCUCGAUACAAGAAGCUGUAUUGAAUCAAGAGUGAAGCUAGAACACCAACAAGCUCAACAGGAACGACUUCUUCUGUCUGUCCUUCCUGCUCAUCUUGCAGCUGAGAUGAAGACAGAAAUGAUGGAGAGAGUACGAGAUCCGACCCAGGCACGGGUUCCGGCCCCAGGGGUGCAGAAAAACAGCACCACUCACUUUCACAAUCUGUACGUCAAGAGACAUAAAAACGUUAGCAUCCUGUAUGCAGACAUCGUAGGCUUCACUGCUUUGGCCAGCGAGUGCUCACCUGCUGAAUUAGUCAAGACACUCAAUGAACUCUUCGGAAGAUUUGAUGGAUUAGCGGAGCAAUUUGACUGCAUGAGAAUCAAGAUCCUUGGUGACUGCUACUACUGUGUUUCUGGUUUGCCCAUCUCAAGACCAACCCAUGCCUGCAACUGUGUGGAGAUGGGACUGUGCAUGUGUGAAGCUAUCAAAACUGUGCGCAGAGCUACUGGGGUUAAUGUGAACAUGAGAGUAGGCGUCCACACCGGCAAUGUACUGUGUGGGGUGCUUGGACUGAAGAAAUGGCAAUACGAUGUAUGGUCACAUGAUGUCAAUCUAGCCAAUCACAUGGAGAGUUGUGGAGAGCCUGGGAGAGUUCACAUUACGCAACAAACCCUUGAUAACCUGAAUGGUAAAUAUGAGGUAGAACCAGCACAUGGACAACAACGCAGCGACUAUCUGAGUGAACAGAAUAUAGAAACCUUCUUCAUCGUGGAUCCACAUAAGAACAGAUCAAACGUACUCCUGGAUUCAGAGAAUAAUGUCCAGGAAACAAGAGGGCGCUCUACCAAGAAGAUAGCGCACUACUUAGAGAGCUGGGGUGCUGACAAGCCCUUUGCAAACAAAGACGCAGAGCCUUUGAUAAAGUCAGUGGGUGUGACUGGUAUAUAUGCGGUCAACUGCUGCCUGUUCCCCUUUUCUGUCUUGGAUCAUAACACAAAAAUGCAAAAGCAAUCAGCCGUCUUUGAUCGACGUGUGAAGGAGAGAAUGUUGCAAGCUAUUGAAGCUAUCAAUGCAGAGAAGCCUUGGUCAAGAUCAGAUGACUUCCACAGGGGAACGAUGUUUUUUCGCAAGGCCAGUUUUGAGAAGAAGUUUGCGUGUAUGCGUGACCCGUCUUUCAAGUACCACAUGGCGUGUGUGUUCCUGACAUUUGUCUUCAUUUUAUUAUCUCAACUCUUAACACAACCUCGCACUAUCUUGAUGCUGGCGGCAUUCAGUGUAGCGUGUAUGGUGCUCGUAUUUGUGCUAUUUAUUGGAAUGGCUGAACAGCUCAGGUGUUUAAGGAAGCUUGCCUUUGGCUGGUUGGCCAAGCUGGUUACCAGGAGGAGUUGGAUGAGAAUGAUCUUGACAUUUCUUGCGAUGGCCGUCCUCUAUACAGUAUCAAUCAUCAGUGUGUCAGUUUGUGAUCCAGAGCCUGGGAAUCUUGUAGUUCCUUCAAAAUACGAUUCGUCCAACUUCAACUUACUUAAUAACAACAGAAGCAUUAACUCAACAGACAACCUAAACUUGUGCAAAGCACCCGCAUACCUAGCCAGGAGUUGUCUACUAGCUCUUCUUGGCUGUGUCAUGUUCCUUCAGCUAGGCUACUGUAUAAAGCUUCUCCUAAUGCUGGUUGGCUUUGGUUCAUACAUCUUGGUUUUCAACUCAACUCAUGCGGCAGUCUUUGACAACUGGGACCAUGCUGUGUACACAGCGUAUGGUCUGAAUGGUUUUGUUCCGCUUCGUAUUAUGGCGACAGUUGAAUUACUCCUCAUGGUCUUUACACUAUUCUUGGUAGCGAGACAGAAUGAGUAUUUGUCCCGGCAAGGUUUCUUGUGGCAAAUGAAGUUUAAAGUCGAGAGGGAGGAAGUAGAAACGAUGGAAUCACUGAAUAAAGUCCUACUGGAGAACAUGCUACCAGCUCAUGUCGCUGAACACUUCAUGAAGCAAAGAAUGAAGUCGGAUGAGUUGUACCACCAGUUCUACAAUGUGGUAGCCGUCAUGUUUGCCUCCAUACCAAACUUUAAGGAGUUCUAUACAGAGAGUGAUGUGAACAAUGAAGGUUUAGAAUGCUUGAGGCUACUCAACGAGAUCAUUGCAGACUUCGAUGAGCUACUUUCCAAGCCCAAAUACUGCUGCAUUGAAAAAAUCAAAACCAUCGGCAGCACCUACAUGGCAGCAGCAGGUCUACAACAACACGAGAGCAGCGGAACAUCUAAGCAAUCUCUGUACUAUGUUGGUGUACUGACUGAGUUUGCUAUGGCGCUACAGGACAAGCUGGAAUACCUGAAUGGCCAGGCAUUCAACGACUUCAAACUUAGGAUAGGGAUCAACCAUGGGUCAGUUGUUGCAGGGGUCAUUGGUGCCCAGAAACCUCAAUAUGACAUAUGGGGAAACACAGUCAACGUGGCCAGUAGGAUGGAUACCACUGGAGUGAUUGGGGAGAUACAGGUGACUGAAGCCACAGCCACAGUGCUUAUGGACUUUGGCUAUUUCUGUGAGAGCAGAGGCUUUGUGACCGUCAAGGGGAAGGGCAAACUGAAGACAUACCUCGUCAAACGAGUAACACGCUCAAUUUCCCAGUCAACAAAUCUCAGCUCUGCCUACUCAUGACCAAAAUGAACAACUCCGACGCUUUUAGAGAGUCUACUGUUUAGUAAUUAAAUUCUGGUUUUAGAUGUUCACAAUUAUAUAAAUACAGGAGUUUAUUGAAGUGAAAUUAUAUGAAUCAUAACUCCUGAAAGAAGUUAUUCUUAAACUGUUGUUGGAUAAGAAUGAAUGAAUGUCCACAGUAAGUUAAGUCAAUGGGGGAUGUUUAAAACCCACUGUUCCUGGUUGAGUGUGCAUGCUUAGAACAACUGUAUCAAUAAUGGGAAUUUACCUGGUAAGUCUACUGCUACCUGGCCUUCCAAAGUCUCCCAUUGAUUUUGGCUUGUCGGAGAAUGAUGCUACACAUCAUUUCAGUUGCAUGCGCACUAGUGGAGGUGUGCUCACACUAAGGGUUUGUUCAGACUAAGUACUAAGUUAGACCCGAACCGAUUUAACUUUCAAGGUGGUAGUAAAAAAGUUGUUCCCCUUGCGUUCAGACAGCACUGAGAAACCUGAUACGGUUUAUCUUUGGUUUUAAGAGGUCAAUGCAAACGUGACCCCAUUACUCUAACUCCCGGCUUAUUGUCCUGUUCAUUGGUCACCGUGUGUUUACGAAAUGAUUACGGAGGUCAAUGAGUCGUCUGUUGUGAAUAGACCGAUCCAUUAAGCUCCGCCCCAUUGCGUAUUGACCAAUAACAUUGUAACGGAGGUCUGACAAAUACGUGGGCGUAUCUUGGCGCGCACGGCAGAGUUGUACAGAAAGGCAUCGGAGAGCCCCACGUGUUCUUGCUCACACGUGCGUCGUGGGCGGAGCCUACUGGAUCGGUCUA